AUGGGCGUGCCAGCAAAGCCAAAAUAUACGUCAGAUUCAUACACCGUUGCACUUGUCUGUCCAAAGGGGAUUGAAUUCGCCGCGGUUGAAGGCAUGCUAGAACAUACCCACCCACCUAUUCCCAUGGAGCGAGCUGAGAAUGCCUACACGCUUGGACAGAUAGGCAACCACAACGUCAUUGUUGCUAUGUUGCCUGAAACUGGGACCAGCGCCGCAGCAACGACAGUGACACAGACCCUAAAUGACUUCAAGUCAAUUAGAUUUGUGAGCAUGCCCGCAGGUACUUUCGGCGGAGUGGUUCAGUUCGAUCGGGGUAAGAUAUAUAAGGACGGAAGGUUUGAACGGACAGGGGCGUUGUCGAAGCCUCCAAACUUGCUCUUAUCAAGUGCGGGAAAGCUACACGCAAGGCACAUCAGAGAAGGCAACAGUUUGAUGAAAAACGUGUCCACUCUGCUCAGCAAGUUUCCCAGAAUGAGAAAAGGACCUCUAGGCGACCCGGGAAGUGCCAAAGAUUUCCUCUUUGAAGCAACAUACCCCCACCCAGAAAAAAUGAACACUUGCAAAUCAUGUCUUCCAGAAAAGCUUGUUAACCGUGAGCCACGAUCUGAAGCAGGCCCUGAAAUUCACUAUGGUACUAUCGGAUCUUCCAAUCUGGUUUUCAAAGAUGGCAUCACCCGAAAUAAACUAUACGAUGAACUUGGAAUAAUCUGUGUUGAGAUAGAAGCUGCGGGACUGAUAGAUGAGUUUCCCUGUCUAGUCAUCCGAAGCAUCUCUAAUUACGCAGAUUCCCAUAAAAACAAGCAGUGGCAGCCGUACGCUGCGGCCACAGCAGCCGCAUACAUGAAGGAACUUCUAGAGACAAUCCCUUCGUCUGAAGUUUACAAGGCCCGUCGAGCGGUGGAUUCUCUCAAGUCAUACGAUAAAGAUAUGGAAUCCUUGAAGGAGAAGCUCCUCAAAGAGGUGUGGGUGGGUACGAUUAGAAAAGAAGUCGUGGAUGCCGCGAUCAAAGGGAAGCUUGACGAAUUUAAGGAACGACUGUUCCAAAUCGAAAAUGGAGGUACUUGGAGAAUGGACCGCUAG
This is a messenger RNA of Histoplasma mississippiense, 1080 nucleotides long. RefSeq lists its product with no specific name. Gene Ontology annotation, biological process: nucleoside metabolic process. Lineage: Eukaryota; Fungi; Ascomycota; Eurotiomycetes; Onygenales; Ajellomycetaceae. The coding region runs from base 1 to 1080 and encodes 359 amino acids. Gene Ontology annotation, molecular function: catalytic activity. The record is from RefSeq and is a predicted model, not a curated record. The transcript is spliced from 4 exons.